Messenger RNA from Hydra vulgaris (swiftwater hydra), 1212 nucleotides. Its product is annotated as probable oxidoreductase. Lineage: Eukaryota; Metazoa; Cnidaria; Hydrozoa; Anthoathecata; Hydridae. The record is from RefSeq and is a predicted model, not a curated record.
AAAUAGUUUGAUUUCAAAAUGUUUUUAUAUUUAGUUACCCAAAUAACAAGUAAAAAAUUAAAAUUAAAAAAUGUGCAGCAAAUUUGGAGAAGACACCACUGCAAUGGAGGUUGUAGAAGGCAUCAGCCUGAAAGGCUAUGAAGUAAUCGUUACCGGUGGAAACUCUGGAAUUGGUAUUGAAACUAUUAGAGCAUUAGCAAAAGCUGGUGCCAGAUGUGUUCUUUCUACAAGAGAUUUGGAAAAAGGACACCAAGUUGCUAAAGAACUAAUUGCUUUUACAGGGAACGAUCAGAUCGAAGUGGAGCUACUUGAAUUGGACUCGUUAGAAAGUGUAGAUAAUUUUGUGCAAAGAUUUCUUGCAAAAAACAGACCGUUAAAUAUAUUGGUUAAUAACGCUGGAGUUAUGGCGUGUCCUAAAUCUUUCACUAAAAAUGGAUUUGAAACCCAAUUUGGUGUUAAUCAUAUGGGGCAUUUUGCUUUGACUGUUGGACUUUUACCUGCGUUGAAAGAAGGCGCAAAACUUAUGAAUAAUAAAUCUAGAGUAGUCAAUGUCAGUUCAACAGCGCAUGCGUUUCAGAACGUUGAUUUCAAUGACAUUCAUUUUACAAAAGGUAGAAAAUAUGAAAAGUUUUUAUCUUAUGGACAAUCAAAAACAUGCAACUGCUUGUUUUCAUUAGCUUUGACGAAGCGAUUUUUUAACGAUGGUAUUGCUUCGAAUUCAGUUAUGCCUGGAGUUAUCAUGACCAAUUUGGGAAGACAUAUAGGUAAAGAUUUUUGGAUUGAAAGAGAACUGAUUGAUGAAAACGGUAAAUUACUAAAAAAAUUUAAAACAAUUGAGGCGGGCGCCUCAACCUCAGUGUGGGCUGCAGUAUCACCAGAAUUAGAAGGAAAAUCUGGUCUGUAUCUGGAGAAUUGUUCCGUUGGCAAGGAAGAAGCAGACAUCAAAAAAAUACACACUUUGUUCGUUGGUUAUGCCCCAUAUAUUAUGAAUGAAGAAGCUGCUGAUAAACUUUGGAAUAUCUCAGAAGAGCUAUUAAGAAAAAGAUCUAUCUGACAUCUCUUCUUGUAAGUCAACAUAUCUAUACAAUCUUGCAAAUAUCUUACGUAAACAAUCUUACAAAUUUUAUUUUAUAAUUUGGAGCAUAAACUUGUAAAAUUUAAGUAAAAAUGUAAAAUUUAAAGAAAAAAUAAACUUUAUUUGUUUGAACACCA